GAAUUAGAAUUUGCCAACACUGGAGUGUUUGCUGAAAAUUUAAGGAGGGGGAUUUGGAAAUACAAGUUUUAAACCCAAACUAAAAUAAAAUUAAAUAGAAUAUAAUGAUUUUGCGCUCCUUUAAACGUGUGCGUCCCCGAUGCUUGGCAGAUUUAGCCUGUUUCCUGCUUGUAGCUGUAUUUGUUCCGGUUACCUUUAUCUUUCAAGUCACCGUUGUCCUUCCAGAGCUAAUGGAACUAUUUGGUUUUGGAUAUUAUUUGCUUUUUUUCAUAUUUUUUAUUGGUGUUUUUAUUCUGUUUAAUUUAAUUUCCAAUAUGAUGGCCUGCAUGUUGGUAGACACUUCUAUAAACAUUGAAUUACUGAAACCUCCUCUAGAUCCGGUACAGCGCAUCAGUUGGCACAAAUGUGAUGAUUGUCAGGCUGAAGUGCCGCCCCGUUGUCGCCACUGCGAUAUCUGCCAAAUAUGUGUCCUGAAGCGAGAUCAUCAUUGCCGGUUUACCGGCUGUUGUAUUGGCCAUUACAACUAUCGUUAUUUUUUCUUUUUUCUACUAUACCUGGCCAUAGGCUCCAUGAUAUCCAGCAUAAUGGGCAGCAUCUUUAUUUGUUUGCAUUUGGAUAUCUAUUGGCAUCUCAGCACUCUACUCACUGUCUUUGCUCCAGCAGUUAGUUUGGCUUUGAAUGCCAAUUGGAUGAGUUUCUAUUUGCUCAUCUGUGAGUUAUCCCUGCUGUCGUUUUGCACGACCAGUUUGUUGCUGGUCUAUCACUCCGAUAUAUUCAAACGCGGCACGGUGGUAAAGGAACGAGGCACAAGUCGAUGGAAUUUGGGGCUUCAUGGUAAUUCACAAAUGGUUCUGGGCAAACGGAUGCACAUCACCUGGCUAUCACCUUUUAUACGUAGCGAUUUGCCACAUAAUGGCAUUAAUUGGGAGACCAAAGAGGACUAACACCAAUGGGGAACAUAACCAGAAGUAUUAACCGGGGGCAUUUAUUUAUUGAUAAAAAUACAAUAUACAAAUUUAUUAAACAAGCGAUUAUUUUAACAACAAA
Drosophila willistoni is the source of this 1047-nucleotide messenger RNA. RefSeq names its product probable palmitoyltransferase ZDHHC24. Gene Ontology annotation, molecular function: protein-cysteine S-palmitoyltransferase activity. The record is from RefSeq and is a predicted model, not a curated record. NCBI's taxonomy places the organism in Eukaryota, Metazoa, Arthropoda, Insecta, Diptera, Drosophilidae. The transcript is spliced from 3 exons. Gene Ontology annotation, biological process: peptidyl-L-cysteine S-palmitoylation; protein targeting to membrane. Gene Ontology annotation, cellular component: Golgi apparatus; endoplasmic reticulum. Bases 105 to 944 code for a protein of 279 amino acids.